Punica granatum (pomegranate) is the source of this 306-nucleotide messenger RNA. NCBI's taxonomy places the organism in Eukaryota, Viridiplantae, Streptophyta, Magnoliopsida, Myrtales, Lythraceae. The record is from RefSeq and is a predicted model, not a curated record.
AUGGAUACUCGCCUCAAUAUCAUAAUCGUGUCGGUAUUGCUGGUUGUUAUGGCUACUGUGUCCAACUCCCAGACGGUCUGCAAUGCGACUGUCGCGGGGCUCCAGUCUUGCCUGCCAGCAGCUAAGCCACCCAACCCACCGCCACCCACGGCGGCAUGCUGCGCUUCGCUGAAGCACGCCGACUUUUGCUGCCUAUACUCAUACCGAGACUCGCCUUUGCUGCCUUCCCUUGGAGUGGACCCCAAGCUCGCCUUUCUGAUCCCUGACAAGUGCCACCUUUCUCAUCCUCCUCCUUCCCACUGCUAA